UGCCCACUUGCUGAGGGCUUCGCCCCCCUUGGUCACAUGGUUAGUGCCCUGAAAAGCAUAGCAGAGUUCUGACAUUAGAGAGAGUGCAGCACAAGAGCUAAGCAUUACAAUGCCUUCCUCCUGGGUUCCUGCUGUCGGCCUCACGCUCCUGCCUCACGUGGGUGGUCUACUGGGCGGAUACGUUACACGGAGGGAAGUCAAAACGUGGUACACAACAUUGCAGAAGCCAUCUUGGCGCCCUCCCAACUGGGUGUUCGGGCCCGUGUGGACAACUCUGUAUACAUCCAUGGGGUACGGGUCAUACUUGGUGUAUAAAGAGCUGGGUGGAUUCAAUGAAGAUGCCGUAGUUCCCCUGGGGCUGUACGCUGGGCAGCUGGCACUCAACUGGUCCUGGACGCACAUCUUCUUUGGAGCGCAUAAAAUUGGUUGGGCGUUUGUUGAACUUAUGCUUGUCACCGGAACAGUGGUCCUGACCACUAUAUCCUGGUAUCCAAUCAGCAAGACGGCAGCCUACCUCAUGUUUCCUUACAUGGCCUGGCUGUCGCUGGCCUCCGCUGUAAACUAUGCCAUCUGGAGAGACAAUAAAGACAAAUCGGAGUGACGGAGAAACGCGUUUUAUACUUUUUUUUUUUUUUAUUAUAUAAAACCUUAAAUUUUGUGCAUUAAAUCAUGUGUCUUAUUUGCCGCAAGCCAGCAGAACACUAGUAAUGGGCUCUAACCCGAGCGAUGCUCGGACGCCGGAAUAAAUAUGGGGCCUUAAUCGUGCGUCCAGUCCUAAAUGACACAAUACAGACACUGGAUACAGCUUUCUAUAACUGCGUCUUGGAGAAAUUGUCUGAUCAGUAUAUAAAAGUAAAUAUUCAUUGUGUCGCCACUAGAAUAUUAUACAGUAUAUACUAUGUGGUGGGUGGUGUAGAGAGAUUAUAAUGACUGUUGGGUACAUUCACCGAAUAAACUACAGUACAGUCACUUUUGCUUA
Pseudophryne corroboree (corroboree frog) is the source of this 979-nucleotide messenger RNA. RefSeq names its product translocator protein (gene TSPO). The transcript is spliced from 4 exons. Gene Ontology annotation, cellular component: mitochondrial outer membrane. The record is from RefSeq and is a predicted model, not a curated record. The coding region runs from base 110 to 601 and encodes 163 amino acids. NCBI's taxonomy places the organism in Eukaryota, Metazoa, Chordata, Amphibia, Anura, Myobatrachidae.